Molecule: messenger RNA, 7341 nt
Organism: Hemicordylus capensis (graceful crag lizard)
Lineage: Eukaryota; Metazoa; Chordata; Lepidosauria; Squamata; Cordylidae
Exons: 45
Coding region: 95-6775 (2226 amino acids)
Source: RefSeq, a predicted model, not a curated record
CUGCUGCGCAGACGCAGUCAACGGCAGACUGCUGGGCUCGGGUAGCAGAAGAAGAGCAGAAGGUGGCGUUGCAGGUCCGCGCAGCCAAAGCGUCAUGGCGUUGGCUGUGCAGCAGCCGCUGUUCCUCUUCCUCCUGUUGAUAAGCCUGCAGUCGGGUGCUAUGCGGGAUGAAGCCAGGUUCAGACCAAAUUGUCCUCAAGCCCCCUGCUGGCGCUAUUGGAAUGGAAAUUGUUAUUGCGUUGUGGCAGAUCAGGAGGAGACUUGGACUGAAGCAUUAAAGUUUUGCAAAAGAUACAGACAGACAGAGUUAGCAACAUUAACCAGUAUUUUGGAAAAGAACUGGAUCUUAAGUUUACCUUUGGACAAUUUUUGGAUUGGAUUGAAUAAUUUGGAAGAAAGUGAUACUUUUUCUUGGUCGGAAGGCACACCAGCAAAUAUGAGGCUCACUUGGCUUCGGCUGUCACACCCAGUUCAGGCAAACACUACAUAUUGUGUGAAAAUUUCCAAACACAGUUUGGUUGCUUUGCAUUGUGAUGCAAAGGCACAUUGGAUCUGCAAGCAAAGUGUAGUUGUUGACCGUUAUCAAAAAUAUGAAGGAAAGGUGCUCCUCUCUCCACCAGACUUUACACCCCAAGUACAUACAGAUUUGGUUUCUGCUAAGGCAGCAUGCUUGCAGCUUAGAGAGCAGUGUACAGGGAUCACUGUCUGGAAUGACACCUAUGCCCUUACCAGAGGAACUGUGUUGCUAAGAAGUGAGGAGAGCCAUUCUGUAGCUUAUGUAAAAUCAGACUGUUCCAUGGGGUAUUUUGGAAGAGACUGUUCCUCUGUUUGUAGUCAAUGCUAUGGUAAUGAACUGUGCAAUCCUUACACAGGAGUUUGUGAUAAUUUGCAUUCAUGUAGAGCUCAGCAUUCGCCUGCUGCUUGUGAACAAGCUCUGAAAAGUGUAUGGUGCCCACGGUUUUCUGGUUGGCAGUAUUGGGAGAACAAUUGCUACUACUUCAGUGCUGAGGCCGCAGCCAGCUGGAUUGAUGCUCGGAAACAGUGCAGAAGAUUCAGAAAUACGGACCUGUUAUGGCUUGAGAACAAACAUGAACUGAAGUGGCUAUUCUCUGGAAACUCCUCGGACAUUUUGUGGACUGGAUUGAAUAGCAGGAAGCAAAAGUUUAUAUGGCAUUGGUCAAAUAUGAAAUCAGCAGCAAAGGUUUUACAUUGGAUGAAAUUUAAUGGGAGCACACUAGGAAGUUGUGUAGGUCUUAAUUUAUUUAACAAAACUGCUCUGAGGUUAAAUUGUGAGGAAAAAUACAGAUGGAUUUGUAAGAAAAAGGAAGUGAAUGAAAUUUUUGAUGUCUAUGUUGAUCAGUAUCUGUCAGGACCAUUAGAACCAAUGUAUUACACAUCCCUUUUUGCUGCUGUAUUGGACUGUUUAAGUUAUCCCAACUGCACAGGGGUAGUGCAAGAUUACAAUUACUAUAGAAGAACAACAGGUAUUGAUGAAAUUUAUACCUGUGAUGAAAUAGCAACUGCAUAUAUAAAACGAGAAUGCUCCUUUGGUUAUUAUGGUGAUAACUGUGCCUCACUUUGUCAACCAUGCUAUGGAGGAUUCAGAUGUAACUCAGUAACUGGCAAAUGCCCAGAAAGGAUGGAGUGUGUUGGUCAGUUCAAAGGUGAACUGUGUGCAUUAGGUAUUAAGAAUCCAAAAUGCCCCCACAAUGCCCCAUGGUGGUUUUUUAAUGGACAUUGCUUUUAUUUUGAAAAGGAAGCAAAGGGAAAUCAUGCAUGGGCAAGUGUACAGUGUUCCUACUAUAAGGAUGGUAACCUUGUCAAGAUUGACAAUGAAAAAGAAAAGGAGUGGCUUGGUAAUAUGUUGGAAACGGAUAGCUGGAUUGGUUUGAUGCAGGGUGGGUCCACAUGGAAAUGGAGUGGUGGGCGAGAAGAUGUUAAUGUAUCACAAUAUAGCUGGCUAUGGGAUUUUCCUUCAACAGCCAAUGGAUGUGCUCAGAUGUUGAGAGGAGGAAAACUCCGAGUGUUGUCAUGCACUGAACAUCAUUUCUAUGUUUGUGAAAAAGAAAUAGCUGGCCUUGACCUGUUCGUUGAUUACCCUGGGAAAAUAAUGCUGACUGUUCAUCCUCUGGCUGUGUAUAGAGAUCUUGACGAAGCAAGAUUCCACUGUUUACGAAAUGUGAAGUGCACUGGAAUAAGUUCCUGGCCAAAUGAACAUUAUCUUGUUACUGGAAUUGAAAUGGUAACUGGUCUCCCUCACCAUAUAGUUCGCUUGAAAACCAACUGCAUUCUAGGACGUCACGGAUAUGCAUGCACAGAAGAAUGUCCAAUGUGCAGAGAUGAUGCACGUUGUAAUAUGUUGACUGGCUUCUGUGAUGAGAAAACCACCUGCAAAGAUGUAUCUUCUAUAGAAAAAUGUGCAGAAACUACAGUCAGUGAGAGAUGCCCUGAUAUGGAUAAAUGGCGCUACUGGAACAGGCAUUGUUUUUAUUUCUCACAAAGUCCUGGAAAGCCCUGGCAUGAGGCAAAUUCUACCUGCAGUCACUUUAGAGCAGCUGAACUUCUGUGGUUUGAAGAUAAAGAUGAUCUGGCAUGGUUAACAAUGUUUGUCACUGAGAUUAUAUGGAUAGGAUUGCAAGAUAUAAACUAUGAUUAUGUAUGGGCUUGGUCGCAUGAAGAUAAUGCAUCAAAAGCAUUGGAAUGUCUCUUUGACUAUCUUUAUCUUAACAGGAUGCAAUUUGAAAAAGAGAAAAAAUGGAAAAGAUGUGCUGAUCUGUCACCUGAAGGUAUUAUUGAUUCAGCUCCCUGUCAUCAGAAUAAAAAAUGGGCAUGCAAAAGACCAGCUGAACGAGACCUAGAUGUAUAUACAGGCUUUUGGGAUUCAGUAAUGAUCUCAGAGAAACCAAGCUCAUCAGCCAAUUCUACUUAUGAAGAAUCAAAGGAUGCAUGUAUUGAACAGAAGCACAAAUGUCUUGGUUAUGCAUUGUGGCAAAACGGAUUCUUCAUGUUAAAUGGCCCAAUAUUAGUUGGUGGGGGCUUUGGUCCAAGCAUAGCUUUUUUAAAAUCAGCAUGUGAUUAUGGAUACUAUGGGUCAGACUGUGCAUAUAAAUGCCUACGCUGCUAUUGGGACAAACCAUGCCAUCCCAUUACUGGAAAAUGUGAACAUGCCAUUGUUUGUGCUACACCGGAUCGUGUAGGUGGAUGUUCUUUAGGCUUGUACAGUUUGAAAUGCUCCCUUGGCUUUGGUUGGUGGUACUGGCAUGGACAAUGCUACUUGAUAGAAAAAAAUAGAAAAGUGACAUGGAAGGAAGCUGUGGAUUUAUGCAAACGUUUUAAAUUCACACGACUACUUCAGCUGAAGAGUCAUCAGGAAAAGGUCUGGCUGCAAAAGAAGAUAACUGAACAAAUGUGGAUAGGUAUGAAAUGGCAGCCACAGAAAAAAGAGUGGCAAUGGGGAGAUGGAAGAAAAGCAAAGACUAAUAAUAACUGGUUAAAGAUAGAAGGGGAUCCACUUGAAGGCUGUGGUACUCUUCUUCAAAAUAAGCAACAGCUUCAGUGUGCAAAGUGCAAUGAAAAAUUCUAUUUUAUAUGUGAAAGAAUAGAAAAUAAGAACAUAUUCCAGGAGUUUAAGAGCCACAUAAUACCACAAAGACGAAAAGUAUUCCCAAAAAUAUUCCAUAGUCUGGAAAUUGCUCAGGAGGAUUGCAUAUUUCAGAGAACUACCUGUACUGGCAUAGUCUUAUCACAGGGCCAGUACUAUAUGGUUAGUGGAAGGACAGUGUUCAAAAGCCUCAGUGCAGGAGACAUGUUAUAUUUGAAGAAUGUUUGCAAUCCUGGAUUCCAUGGAACAAACUGUCAGUUUAAAUGCCAGUCAUGUGGGAAUGGCCUUCCUUGUCAUGGUGUUACUGGAGAAUGUGUAGGCAAUGACCCCACUAAGUGUGUCUUAGAUUCCCAAGAUCCAAAGUGUGAGGAUGAAGUUUUUGUUAACCCUUGCCCAAAGAAGCAGCAGUGGCACUAUUAUUCAAAGUUGUGUUACUAUGUGGAAGACACAAAAACAGACACAUGGGCCAAUGCCAGGAUUGCCUGUCAAGGGUUUAAAGGAACAGACCUAGUUAAAAUUACAAGCAGUAGUGAAAAGAUGUGGGUACAGCAUAAGGGAGACAACAGCUGGAUUGGUUUGACCUUCUAUAAGCGAUCAUAUAAAUAUCUUUGGGUUGAUCUGUCAUCUUCAGUCUUCCAAAAUGCAUGGGUAGUUAGGCGAAGCAGACGUUACACACAAACUGUUUCUGAUUGUGGAGUUGCCUUCAAGAACUAUCUUUCUGUGACAGAUUGUUCUGAGCAAAGAAAAUGGAUUUGCAAGAGAGAAGCUGUUGAUCUCUUCACUGAGCACAUUGGAAGAGCCUUUUACUUGCCUGGUGGAAACGCUGCUAAAUAUCCUACUUUAGAUAAAGCUAGACAAGCUUGUUUAGUCUUGCAAGCAUGCACUGGAAUAGUGGAAGCAGAGAAUAAUUUCAUGCUACACACUGGUAUGGACCUUUACAACACUAGGAACAAAAAUGUGACAACUUGGAUCAAAUCAGAUUGUGCUGCUGGAAGAUUUGGAGAGAUGUGUGAGCAAAUAUGCCGAAAAUGUGAUGAUGGUGUGCCAUGCAACCCUCAUACAGGGUUGUGUGGGGACAGCGUGUUCUGCAGUGAAACAGACCCCACUUCCACUUGUGAAAAAGCAACCUUGAUUGGUGGGAGAUGCCCUCUUGAAUGGGUAUACUGGCGUGGCAACUGUUAUUACAUCUCCAAAACAGAAGAAACCUGGCAACGUGCAAGAGACAUGUGCAACAAGUAUAAUGGUUCUGAUCUUGUUUGGAUAACCAGUAAAGAAGAGAAGAUGUUCUAUCUUUUCUCUCCCCCCCCCCACUUAAUUUUUAAGAGCUGGCUUCUUUCUAUAUUGCCUGAAGGAUUAUUUUGGACUGGUCUUCAUGGGCAUAGAUUUUGUACUCGUUUGCAGUGGUCAUACACUAACGUUUCAUAUACAGCUCCAGAAUGGUUACGCAAGAAAUCAUGGACAUGGACAUGGAAUUGCUGCCUGCAACUGAGUAUUUCUAGUGAUUUAUUGGCAGGGACUAGCUGCUAUAAGGAAAAACCAUGGAUCUGCAAAAAAAGGGAAGAGGAAACUCCAGAUUUCCGCAAGUUUGAUGGCUAUUACCUAGUUGGCUCUAGCAGUUCUACAGAUAGGGUCAUUCACCAAUCUCUGAGUGAAGCUAUUCAACAUUGUAGAUUUCAAAGAAAACUUUGCAAUGGAGUUCAGAGGAUCAGAAAUAACUACACAACCUUUCAUACAAAGCGACUGGUGUUUAUCAAUGGAUCCUUUGCAAAUCUAUAUACAGCAUAUUUGAAAAGUGUUUGUUCACCAGGGUAUUUUGGCCGUACCUGUGACAGACUCUGCACCUGUAAUGGGACUGACAACUGCAAUCCAUUAACAGGGAAAUGUGCAGAAAACCAGCAUUGUAGUGAAAACUACAUUGCAACAGAAUGUGAACAAGGUGUGACUAAUCUAAGGUGUCCAUCAGAUCCUGGAUGGUGGUACUGGAAGGGCAACUGUUAUUACAUAGAGACAACGAUGGUGUUGACCUGGGAAAAAGCAAAGGAUUUCUGUAUGGCUUACAAAGAAGCUGAUCUGCUGCCACCGCCAAGUGACACUGAGGAAAAGAUCUGGCUGACUUCCAUGAUAAAGGGUGUUGUGUGGAUUGGCCCAGAAGGGGCAAAAGCCAAGAAUACAGUCGACUUUCGAGAUUUGUGUGGAAAAGCUGCUCCCACCUGCACACAAAUGGAUGAGAAUGGGAACCUUAAGCAAGAGAUUUGUUCCUCCUUGGCUGCCUGGGGAUGUAAAAGGAGUGUAGAAGCUGAAAUGUUUCAGGAAUAUUCUGGAAGGAUGCUUCUCCUUCCUUUGGAAAGCAAAACAUAUGCAGAUAAAGAACAUGCAAGGUCAGCCUGCCUUUUAGAAGAAAAAUGCACUGGAAUCAGCUACUGGGAAAACCAGUAUAUACCAGUCAGUGGUAAAGAACUGAUCUUAACUAAUAGGAUGGAUGUCACAUAUAUGAAAACAGCUUGCAAUGAAGGACAUUUUGGGAUCCAUUGUCAGAAAUGUCCAGACUGUCCAAAAGAGAGACCUUGCAACAGAUUAACAGGGAAGUGUGCUGUUGAGGUGUCUUGUAAAGCAAGAAAAAGUUUAGCGCGCUGCGAAGUUGAACUGAAAAGCAAAUAUUGUUUCUACUCUUGGAUAUAUUACAAUGAACAUUGUUAUUAUAUACCUAAAUUUGGGCUGAUUAAUAAAAGUGAUGCGGACUACAUGUGCAGCCAGUUUGAAAACAGCCAACUUGUGCAUUUGUCUACAGAUGAGGAGAAGGAUUGGCUAACUAAAAUAAUGUCUAGGAGAUCCUGGAUUGGCAGCUUGGGUCCAGCUCUCCGGCCAAAAACAUGGUUCCCACCAGUGGAAGAAAAACCAGUGCAGAGGAGUCUCAUAAGAGUUGAGGAAUUGUGUCUCCAAUUGGACCCUGGGAUGAGAUCUUUUUUGACAGUUCCCUGUUCAUUUAAUUCUUCAUGGGUCUGCAAAUCCCGAAUAGCUUCCAUGCCAGUUGAUGGUAGAAAGAAGUGGUGGUUAUCAUUGACUACAUCCUUUUUAGGAUCCAGCGCUGUAUUAAUUGUGACUGUGCUUCUUACACUGAAGUUUGGAGUUUGGGUUCCAGAAGCAGCAAAUGAAGUGAAACCACAAUCACUUUAGUCAGUUUUCAGGAGCAUGCGUUCUUUGGACACAGAAUCCUUCACGUGAAGGAAGAGCAAAAGCUAGUGAAUAUUAUUGGUAAGAUAAGAGUUACACUGAGCUCUUGCUGCCUUAUUUUUAAACGUUGAGGGCUGGGGAGGUGGGUGAGCAGGUUUUGAAGCACAAAAGAGCAUGUUAAUAGCAAAGGUUGAAAAAAAAGAAGCUGAUAUAAUUAGUUCAGUGUCUUCACAGAAUUUAAGAAGUGUUUAGGACUAUUAAGAAAGUAGCAUAAUCUUAAGUAAAACUGCAGUGAUUCAGAAACAAUGCCUGUCUACUUCUAACACGAAGUUUUGCAAAACAUAAACACAUCUAAGACUGAAGACUUGUUUAAUAUAGACCCUUGUCCUGUUUUGAAGUCAUCAAGUAAUCUCUCUCUGUUGUCUUUAUUUUAUUUUAUUUUUUGCUGUUAAAUGAUUAAAUAAACUUGGAAGCUGGAAAUAUGCUUGUAUUCUGUAGUAGAUCAUUUGUAAAUAAAGAAUCCUCAUAAGUUGAAAACUUUUAAUAAAACUUCUAUUUAUCUAAUUUUA